Molecule: messenger RNA, 1853 nt
Organism: Elgaria multicarinata webbii
Lineage: Eukaryota; Metazoa; Chordata; Lepidosauria; Squamata; Anguidae
Gene: NOPCHAP1
Product: NOP protein chaperone 1
Exons: 4
Coding region: 33-506 (157 amino acids)
Biological process (GO): box C/D snoRNP assembly
Molecular function (GO): box C/D methylation guide snoRNP complex binding
Source: RefSeq, a predicted model, not a curated record
GGAGAGAGAGAGAGAGGUGUUCUCGGAGGUGGAUGGCGGUGAAUGGGGCUGGCGCGGAGCCGGCUGUAUCCCGGGAGCUUCUUUCUGCGGGAGGCGGAGGAGGCAUUCACGAGACGCUGCUGCUCAAUUCAAAGCAUGCAAAGAAGAAAGCCACGAGCUUGCAGACAGUCAGGCUGCCAAGGAGCAACCUUUUGGACAGGGUGCAGAACUUCCUACCCCAGAUGGCCAGUGCAAAUGAUAAACUAAGAAAAGAAAUGGACAGCACGCCUCUUCAUGAGUUUGAUAUAGAACACGUAGAUGCCUCAACUGAAAAUGUCAUUGAAAUGAAUGUGGCUUUGGUUGAAUUGAGUGGUUCUGAUACAGAGGAAGAGGAGUCAGUCUCAGAAGAUGACUCAGAAAGCGAGAACAGCUCUGUCUCUGAAGAAGUGACUGUAGACAACAUUAAGCUUCCUAAAUCGAAAGGAGAAGGCAGAAUAGAAAUUUUGGACAGUAAAACAAAUGAGUAGAUGCAUCAUUGCGAUUCCAGAUUUCCACUUCUGUUACGUAUCAUAGUCUUCUUGGAGAGCUAGUUUAUAAUCAGUUGCUCCGCCUACAGACCAGCUUGUAGACACCUUGUGUUGUGGAGAAGCAUGCAAGCUCUCUUUGCAGGUCCAGUUUCAAUAUUAAAGGGAUUAAUAAGGAUGUUCAGUUUUCCUCACGAGGUCAGCAUAGCAGAAAGAACAGAAGGAAAAAUUGAAUUGGACAGAGACUAGAAAUGCUGGGAACCCAGCUGAGGACUACAUUAAGUCUUAUUUACGUUUCCUGAUAGGUCCAUUUUUCAUGUAACAGCUGCUGCAUAGAAACCAAUGGAAAUGUGUCUGUCCUGCAGUAGAACCUCACUGUUUGGAGAGCUGAUCUAUGAGUCGCAAUUAUAUACAUGUUUAGACAGAAAACAUGUCAUACAACUUCCUGGUGGCUGGGGCAGGCUGGGAGUUUUGGGCCUUUUUUCUGCCCGAACAUGUAUAGAAUAGUGCCUUAAUUCACAAGACAUGUAUUGUUUUGAUCUUAAAUUAAAUUGGUCAUGUUCUGUUUGUUUAUUUUUAACAAUUGUCCAGAAGUUGUUAAUUAGCCUGUGAACCAUCCAGUUUCUGUUGUAGAGCUUUCUCUAGGGCUGCAGUCUUAGGCAUUCUUAUGUGAGAGCAAGCCCCAUUGAAGAAGAAAAAGAAGAAGGACUUCUGAAUAAGCUUUGCAUGGUAUUUGGGCUGUUACUUUUUAUUUGGCAGUGGAUUUGGAUAAAAAUUCAGAAUAUUUGGCAGGAAAACCCAAAUAAUCUGAAUAGUCUGUUGAAGUGGCUAACAGGCACAUAUGGAAAGUUUGUUUCCUGCCUUAACAUGGCACAAACGGCUUGUGAAAACUGGAUGGUGUGGAAGAAGCAAUGCAGCUCUAUUACAACUGCCUCUUGUAGCUCUAAACUACAGUAUAAAGGGCUGCAGGAGGCAACUAGCAUAAAGUUGCAAUGGUUUGUUUGGAUUUUUUUUAAAAAAACAACAGAGGUAGGUAGGUGGGUGUAGUGGUGUGUUACAUAUGUGCACUUAUUUCAAGAUCGUAAAAUACUGCAUAACACAUCCAGCACAAAUUUGUUUUAAUAAUAUAAUUGGCAUUCACAACUCUAUGUUGAUUACACAUUCCCUGUUGGCAAAGAGAUUAUAAAAUAGUUGCUAUAGCUUUUAUAUGCAUAGUUUCACAGAUGUUGUCUUCUGUAUCAUACAAAAUCAUAGUAUAAGUGCACUUCCUUGAUUUUAUUUGCAAUGCAUUAUGGCGAACUGGGUUUCUUCUAGGCUACUUAAAAUAUGCUGAGUUUGUAUCACAAGGGG